Messenger RNA from Lactuca virosa, 553 nucleotides. The record is from the annotation of a GenBank genome assembly. NCBI's taxonomy places the organism in Eukaryota, Viridiplantae, Streptophyta, Magnoliopsida, Asterales, Asteraceae.
AUGUCAGAUUCACGAGCACCGGCGAGAGGAGUGUCCAGAUCUACCAUCUCCGAUUUGCUUCAUCUCCUACCACCACCGCAACGCUACUCUUCCACCAGUGUUGUGUUGAAUACAAUCGAAAUCGAAGGUGGAUUAACGUCAGUUAUGUUGAAUACAAUCAUUAACCAGAACUACAAAAAUCCAAAACCGACCUUAGACCUGUCAUCGCCCCUCGCCAUUACUAGUCGCUGGAGAAGAAGCAGAUUCAAAGCUUUUAUGCUGGAUGAGAGAGAGGCAGUUCAUGUUGGCUUAUCAAUGGUUUUAUUUUUGAAGAAAGCAAACGAUCGACAACUUGCAUUACAGAGACAUAAGAGGGAAUGAUGUUGUUGGUGUUGACAUUGAUGUUUUGUGGUGACGAUGGUUGAUGGCAACGUAUGGUAGACUGGUAUUUGGCAGUGUUAAUGGUGGCGAUAGUGGAAGAAUCUCAUUUGGAAGAAAGAGUUGUUGCAAUGUUGGCACAGGUGGUUGGUGGCGGCAUUUGGUGGUGGUAAAGUUUGGGUUUGAUUUCUAUGAA